ACCUUUCUGAAGAAACAGUCUGGCGUUACGUCAGACCCGGGCAAAAAGUGCAGGGCAAGCAAGUCAGCGUCUAAGAAGCUAUUCGUAGGCACUGCUGCCAAAGCCAGCUUAGGCUGCUCACUGCUCUGCGAUCAAUGUCAUUAAAAAGCAACACUUUUAAAGAAGCGGCAUGCGGUAAGUCUACGCUUCAGUGAUACAUUUUCCUCCGUCGGACUUUUGAUUACUUUCCUUCAUAUGACAAGUCUCUGUAUCUGGCAGUAUUGCGCAAAAACAACGGCAAAUCUGAAAAGUUUGCUAAUUUACUCCCAGCCGCCGUGCAAACAUUAUGGCAUGAUGAACCAUCAUAGAUUUUUAACUCACAGGGAUUUUUUUCAUAAUUUUUUUAUUUGAUUCGAUUUUUGCUCAUCUCAAAUCAACAUGCCUCACGCUCGAAACAGGAACCCUAGCCCCAUCCCGGAGGUAACAUGGGACACCGGAUUGAAGGAGAUGAACGAAACGUGGAAAGGAGCUAUCGCAUGUCUAGGUGUCGCCGUCUUUUUUGUAAUGACCAUUGGGAUUAUAUACUGGCAAGUGGUAGAUCAGCCCAACAAGAACUGGAUCCUAAAAGGUGGUUUUAGUGGACUCAUUUGGGAGAGAAGGACACACUCACUUGUCAUACAGACACUGACAGAAGACAAGACCUAUGUUGAGAUUGACGUUGGGAAUGUGGGAAAUCCCGACCUCGAAGUUCCGUUUGUCAGAAACCUGUGCUGGCUAAACAAAACCGAAUUUUGCUAUACGUGGGAUUCUGUGGCGGACGUGAAGAUCUUGCUGGAGGUGAACGAAGAGACGGAGACAGAGUGUUACCGUAUGACCUGGGCGCCCGUGCACUGUCAUGUAGAGUUGAAGGACUGCUUCUCCAUGACCAACGUGUCUUGGUACGGCGGCGCUGGUGUCCGAGGUCAGACUUGGCCAAUCAACGAGCAAAACUCCACGCUGCAGCCCUUUACCGUCAGCGACCUGAGGGACAACCCCUCUGGCUUCGGAUCCGUCCUUGAGCGCUACUUCCUGGGCUCGUCAGGUGUGGCAGUGCUCGUCUCCCCAGAUAUGCCUCUGCAGAUGAGCAUAGACAGCAGGCAGCAGUUCUGCCUGCAGUCCCCCUCCAGCAUGGAGCGUGUGCCUCUGCAGUACACCGUGUGCGUGGGCCACAACGUCAAGGCCGUCCACCAGGAGGCGCUGCAGCGGCUCUCACAGCCUGGCAGGGAGCUGCCCAGCAUGGACAUCUUAAGGCUUCCUUUCUGGAGCCUGCUGGCGAAGGUGGACUCCGGGCCGAAGGUGGAGAGGGAGCUGAGGACCUUCUCCAACCGUCUGAGGAGACACCAGCUGGGAGAGGGGGUCAUCAGCCUCAACGAACAUUCCACCGCCCUCCUCUCCGACGUGGACCAUGGCUACCUCACCAGCAGGAGGAGAGGGACACACAAGAGACAGACCAGGGACUUCCCAUUCGUCAAGCUUCUAAACAUUUCCAUCACCCUGUCCCCUUUCCUGAGCGUGGACACCACGCAGUUCCACAAGUCCCUCCUGGAAGGAUCGGAGGUCCACUGGCUUGGCUUCCCGGGCGCCCCCCAUGGACACCUGGUCCCUCUGCUGACCCAGUGGCGGGGGCGCUACUGUGUGAAGCUGAACAUCUCUGACCCAGGUGCGGUGGCCUGGUUCCUGGACCGGGUGGGCGCUCUGCAGGCCCGCCUGGGGAUGGAGUACGUGCAGCUGGAGGGAGCAGAGGGGAACCCUUACGAGGACCAGGCCCUGCACCCGCCCCCCACCCUGAGGGGAGACCACUACAUAAGCCAGCUGGCAGACCUAGCAGCCCAGAUAGGUGACUCGGCCAUCAUGACUUCUGGGACCAGGUCAAGCCACAAGCCCCUGUUUGUGAGGAUGCCCCCCCUGCAGUCAGACUGGAGCACCUCGGGGUUGAAGGGCUUCAUUCCUUCCCUGCUGCACCACAGUCUGCUGGGGUACAACUUCCUCAUUCCCGACGCAGUAGGUGGAUCUUGGUCUGGGGACCUGGUGACAGAUGAGGAGCUGUUCAUCCGCUGGUUGGAGAUUGCUGCCUUCCUCCCCGUACUCAGCUUCCACACACCCCCCUGGGUCUGUGGAGAGGACAGGGUGCUGAACCUGACACGGGCCUACAUAGCGCACCAUCAAGAGUUUGUGGCUCCUCUGAUCGAGAGGUACGCAGAGGAGUGGCAGCAGACAGGUGACCCCAUCUACCGGCCGCUGUGGUGGCUCAACCCACACGACUCCGCCGCCUUCACCAUCAACGACCAGUUCCUCAUCGGUGACGAGGUUCUGGUUGCCCCGGUGACAGAGCGGGGGGCAGUGCAGAGGGACAUCUACCUGCCGGAGGGGGGGUUCCUGUGGCAGGAGGCCCGGGGAGAGCAGGUCUUUGAUGGGGGCACAUUGCUGGAGGACUAUCCAGUCCCCCUCGACAGUGUGGCCGUGUUCUUACGGAGGAGCUCUUGAAGCCACAUGACCCACCACCAUGUCACAUGACCCACCACCAUGUCACAUGACCCACCACCAUGUCACAUGACAUCCUGAUGCUGUUAUUCAUCUUGAUUUUUUUUUUACCCGUGCUGUUCUCAAGUUGCACUUUUCCACAAAGACCAUAGAGAGUCUCAAGAUUGUGUCUCUUGAGAUUAGAAGUAGAGAUCUUUUUUAUACUUGCACUUUACAAUUCGAAAACGACUUGUAGUUUCUUUACGUAAAUUUUUUCUUCUUUUUUUAAUUUAAUCUGUUUUUACCUCUCGGCUGAUUGUUUCAAGAUGUUUAUUGUGUCAAAGUUCUGGAGAAACCUGUGUGUUUACAUUUGUUGUCUUUCUACAGUCUUUAAACAUUCAAACUGCGUCCGGUUACAGAGAAGCAAAGUAACAAAAAUAAACACAUGCGCUUAAGGAGAGCAUAUGAAUUUCAAAAAAGACCAAAACAAGAUUUAAAAAACGAAAGGACAAGAGCAUAUAGUGAAAUAGUGUCUGCUUGAAAAGAGCCUGAUAGGAGACGAUUCUGAAGAAGACUGAAGUUCAUUCAUUGGAAGAACUUUUACUUGAACCCAUCAGUCGAUCGAGCUGAUGUAUAAUGAAUGAAUGUACCUCAAAUCAUGUUUUUCACUCCUUGACAGUCUCUCAAUGAUCAUCAACACUUGCCAUUUCCCCUUAAAGCACUUAAAACAACUUAAAAACAGUCAUGGCACUUAAUUCAUAUCCAAACCAUGUGCAGACAAAAGUUAUAUUUUGGUGAUGCUUCCUUUUGUCAAGGUCUCAUGUGUAAUAUGAAAUCCAAGUAUUGAACCUGAUAACCUGCCAUGGUAACAGUAACUCUGCAUACACACAAUCCCUGACAGACACUAAUUUGUCAUCUUAAAUCCUUUUAAUAGGUUACUCUUUUUUAAUGUAUUACCAGACUUCUAUAAGAUGUCUUUGACAACCUCCAAAGUUCUAGAAUCACAUGUAUCUGUAUUAAGACAUUAAGUCCUGGGCCUGAAAGAGCUUAGGACCGAACUGAACUCCAAGUAACUCCUCCAGUUGAAUUGCAUCUUCUGAAAUAUUUUGCUGAAAUCUCUCCAAAGUUAGCACUGAAUCCAAGCUGAUUGGCCGACAACUCGUAAAUCAAUUUAUCCGCAGAGAAAAGAAAGUUGUACAGUCCGCCCUAUUGGAGCCUGCCUCUUUAAGUUGCUAAGUGAGUCAGUUAUACUCUCUGAUUGCUUUAAUGCUGUAACUCUAUCGCCUCGGUAAACUCCUGCCUCUACUGCCUCGACAUAGUCAAGUGCCUCAUAAAAGCCAUCACUGAAAGAUUUAGCACAAUACUGACAAGCAGCCCCUUCCUGGGAACCUGAACUAUAUAGCUUAAUCAAUACUUACAUUUUACACCAUAUUAGUUGUAUUAGUAAAAUUUUUAUAAUGUUUACUGUAUGGACAGGACACUCAGGACUGCUGCAGCUGAACUGAAUCACCAAAUGUCUUACUUACACAUGCGUGUGUGUCAGCGUCUUAAUCUCUCUUGGAGCUGAACGAAUGAAGGAGAGACUGUGAUCACCCAACAGAACUAAAAAGCUUUUCCUUUUGUUUUUUUGGCCUUCCUGUAAAUGAUGGUUGUGGUACUGUAGGAUAAUUUAUUAGAACAGCUUUGGUUAAUGUUAUUCCUAUCCCACAUGCUGUGCAGAGCAUGACCUCAUGUGCCUUUGUGUUUCUGUCUUAGUGUCUGGAUGAACAGUGCUUAAUUCUUGCAGCACCAGCAAUGUACAUAUUUCGAUGACUGGGCCAUUUCAUGUUUUUUCUUUUCUUCCUUUCUGAUAUAGAAUCAACAAACUGCAAUAAAGUUUACAUUUUCUUACUGCA
Osmerus eperlanus (European smelt) is the source of this 4373-nucleotide messenger RNA. RefSeq names its product SITS-binding protein. The coding region runs from base 418 to 2502 and encodes 694 amino acids. Gene Ontology annotation, biological process: carbohydrate metabolic process. The record is from RefSeq and is a predicted model, not a curated record. Lineage: Eukaryota; Metazoa; Chordata; Actinopteri; Osmeriformes; Osmeridae. The transcript has 10 exons. Gene Ontology annotation, molecular function: hydrolase activity, hydrolyzing O-glycosyl compounds.